UUGAAAAACUCCACAAAAAAAAUGUGAGUUAGCAGUAAAUGGCGUCGCAAGUUGUUUUUUAUCGCGAAUCAAUGUGUUUCUCGCCGUUUUGUGAAAUUGCAAACUAUUACCACGUUGCCAGUGUGUCAUUUGUUAGUGGCGUGGUUAUUUAAGUGACGAAACCAGCGUAUGUUUUGUUGAUACCAGCGUUGGCUUCUAAACAAUGGCGUCCAGUGGCCCGCUGGAUUCCAAUGUAAAAGUUGGUGAAAAUUGCGAUAAUACUGACGAUUACUUCAGUGGAAGUAGCGAUGCAGACGCCGGCGAAGCCACUAAACGUCGUCGGGUGACGCACGACUAUCGAAAACUUUCGAAACUGGGAUAUGAUCCAACUAUGUCAACCACUUCGAGACAGGGCUCUACAUCGGAACCUAAAGGAAAAAAGCGUAAGGUCAGCAUAGACUCAAACGAGCUCUGUGUCUGGGGAGACAACGUCAAGCCCGCCAAGCUCACCAAGAUCUGGCCGGUCUUCGACUCCGGAGGGUACGGCGACGCGGCCGUCCUGACUCUCCACGUCCUGCAGAAAACCCCCCCUGUCCACAACCCCCUACUCUUCAAUGAUAGCUUCAGCCUCUCCGCCCUUCAAGACUUCGGCUUAAAUGCCUCUUGGAGACAGACGCAGCUGAAUAAAAGCUUCCCAAAUGAUGAAGUCACUAGAAGAGUCUUCGGCUCAGUAUCCAGACAGCUAAAGAUAAUCAACACGCAUUUUCACCAAUCCAUGUUCAAAUACAAAUACCCAAGAGUGACCCAACAAAAUGUCUUACUGGAAAACACAGUUAGAAGACCAGCGCAUUACAGCUUGACUAUGAAAGCUAUUCGCUUCCAACCGACUCCGAGGAGAACCUUGCCUUGUUAUGGAAACUUGGAGUUACCAUUUAAGGUUAAACAGGAGAUGGGGACUGCGCCGCAGAUAUUUGUGACGAGCGGGAGGAGUGUUGGGGACAAUGUGGAUGUUAAAGUGAAAGUGGAGGAUAGGGUUAAAGUGGAAAAGGAGAAGGAGAGAGAUAAGGAAAAGGAGAGGGAAAAAUCAUCCCACUCGUCUCGUCACUCGUCGUGUCACCACUGCCGGCGGCGGGCGCGGAUCAAGCGCGCGUCCAUCGGCGUGCAGUGCCGCCGCCCCGCCGCCACCGCCGUCACCGCCGUCACCGCCGCCGUCGUCGCCAUCGCCGACCCCAGGGACGACCACCCCACGCUCAAGGGACUCAAGUACCACAGACUAAUGCGGGUAGACACACAUCCAAACGGUGGCGCUAGUGUUGUCUAUUUGCAUCAGAGGGACGUCGAUAUGCUGUCUGCGAGUCAGCAGGAAUCGCUCGCCAAAGAAUUCCUUAAGCUAGUAUUCUCUGAGGACAGCGAAGGCUGGGCGCACCACGUCUGCGGCGUAGUACGAGGAGCUGCCGGCGCCUUCCCCUGCCUCCUGCAGUACUUAGCCGACACACAUCCUAAUCUCACCGUCAAGGCUGGUGUCUUAGCGAGAGCGUCGGAUAUAGAGACCACUACCAUCAGUCGGUAUUACCAGCAGGUGCAACAAUCGUACGCGGCGGGUACAUUUCGCUGCGGCCCCCUACACCAGAUCUCACUUGUGGGCACUGUGCAUGAAGAAGUGGGCGGCUACUUUCCGGACAUGCUGAGAAUGCUAGCCGCCAACCCUUUUCUUAAUCUGACAAUGCCGUGGGGCCCGAUGUCGGCAGUGGAGAUGGAGCCGCAGGAGUCCAACGACGGCCCCAUCCUGUGGAUCCGCCCCGGCGAGCAGCUCGUGCCCACGGCGGAGCUCGGCAAAAGCCCUAUCAAGAAAAGGCGGACGGGUAUCAACGAGCUCCGCAACCUGCAGUACUUGCCGCGCUACAGCGAGGCGCGCGAGUUCCUGUUCGAGGACCGCACGCGCGCGCACGCCGACCACGUGGGCCACGGGCUCGACCGCAUCACCACCGCGGCCGUCGGGGUGUUGAAAGCCAUCAAUUGCGGCGGCGACGAGGGCCGCGGCCGCAUCACCAAAGACGUGGUCGCGUUCCACGCGGCCGACUUCAACAAGCUGGUGCAACUGUUACAGUUGGACCUCUACGAGCCGCCCAUCUCGCAGUGCGUCACGUGGCUAGAAGAAGCUAAGCUUAACCAACUGCGACGGGAGGGUGUCCGCUACUCUCGCCUUCCGCUCUGUGACGAUGACAUUUACUUUCUGCCACGGAAUAUUAUCCAUCAGUUCCGGACAGUUUCAGCCGUAACUUCUGUUGCGUGGCACCUGCGGCUGAAGCAGUACUACCCGGCCUCCGAGGCGUCCUCACCGGCCGACGAGCGCCGAGCGCCCGAAACUCCGCCCGUACAGACUGAACCGAAGACAUCAUCAACAACCAAACACAAAGUGGGUGUCAUUGAAAUGCGAGCGCUCAGCGCCAAAUUCCAGGAGCAACCCGCUUUGAAAAUAGCAGAUAACAGAAAAAGCACAGAAACUCAAACCAAGACCGAAAAAACAGAAGAGAAGAAGGAGAAAAAAGUUUCUGGAGAGAAAGAGAGAGACAGAAUGGAACGGACAGAUGGAACUGCUAAAGUGGAGCGGUCAGAUGACAAACACAGAAAGGAUGAUAAGCAUAAAGAACACAAACAUGACCAUCAUAGGAGACACUCGUCGUCAAGUCGACACAAGUCGAGCCAUCAUAAGUCCGAGCGUCGUGACAAGUCUAAAGAGCGCAGGAAAGAGAAGGAGCAUAGGAGGGAUGAGAAAAAAGAUAAGCAUAAGGAGAAGGAGGUAAAACAGGAGAUAGUGAAUCGUGCGCCGGACUAAUAGUGUAGUGGGGGGGAGUCAAGCCCUACGUACAAAGGUAUGUACAAGUAAACUACUGCCGACGGACGUCAAGAGUUUAGUACGUUGACCUUUCGUUAUCUACCGAAUGUUGGGCGCCAAUGUAACGUUGUAUAUUAAGCGCCACUUGCACCAUCCCACUAACCCGGGGUUAACCGGUUCGGUAACUCGGUGGUGGCUUUAUAAGGAAAGAGUUGUUCCUCAAAAAAAUAUAAUUUAGAUCAUUAUGUAUGUAUAUCACCUUAUACGCAGGGCUUUAUGUAAGUUGUGUGUUUGACUCGGACAUGAACUGACUGAUUUUAAUAUGUAUUUAAAACUGAAUGGUAAAUGUGUGUACUUUUACCAAGAAUAUGUGACGUUCUUAAUCGAAAGGUACCACUUUGUCGCUCACCAUAAAGACGAAAUUUUCUUGUAUUGUAUCAUUAUACGAAUAAACCUGUAAGAGCGACAAUGUGGUACCUUUUGGUUUGAGAACGUCACAUAUUUUUUCAAACUGUUUCAACAUCGAAGUAACUUAGUAUCGAUAUUUGUUACUCUGUUGGUUACUUUCUUGUACAGACGCCAUCAGAUAUAUCUUAGCGGCCGAGGUGCUCAAAAAUAUCUGAACACGCACUCUAACGCCUUGACAAUGAGGACAACCGUUUUUGUGCUCACCAGUUGGCGCCACUGUAGAUGUAGAUCCAGAAAAACAGAUCUCAAAAUUCUUUUAUGCUUAUUUUUAUAAAGUCAAUACGUAAUAUACACAAAGGUAUUUUAACGUCUAAAUGUGCCAUUUUUUCAACCUGUUUAAUUUUGCAUAUAUUUUAGUUGGCACUUUUUGUAAACCACUAACAUUUUUUGAGCUAUAUCUAUUGUUUCCCAUGAUUAAUCAAAGAUGGACAAAGAUUUACCACAAAUUAUGAAUAAGGAGUGAAAAUUCCCGAUAAAAAAGCUUGAAACCCCCAAAACUUUACAUUUGACAUUUUGAAAGACCUCCAUCUACACAAGCGCCCCUAGCGGCGAAAUUAAACGCGGUUGCCCUCAUAGAGGCGUGUUCAGAUAUUUGUGAGCAUCUCGGCCGCUCCGAUAUAUCUGAUUGCGACUAGCUCGAAAUAUCUGGUAAAGGUAAUGUUUGGACAUUUAUGAUAAUUUACUUCAAUAAUACCGCUAUUCAAACAUCAAACAUUUAUUCAGCAAAUAUGCCACAGGGGUACUUUUACAUGUCAAUUUUUACAAGCAAAUUUAACCAAAAUUUACAAAAAAACAAUUACAAAUAUGGAGUUCGAAACGUCGGGAUGUAUUAUAAAUUCAAUAUACGCGAUAUAAUCCGUUUUCAUAGUUUUAUUUCAUGAGUAACUAUCGCGGUAACCGAAGACAAUAUUACAAAUAUGGAAUCAAUAAAUAUAAAUAUUACGAAAUAUUAUAUAGAAAAUCCUUUGGCCGUUGGAAUUAGCUCCAUGCAUGAAUUUAUUUUUAUUUUUGGAUUCAUAAUUUAUAUCGUUGGAACACCGGAAAUGAUAAAAAUACUUUUGUAAACCUUAACAUUAUUUUAUUAAAAAAUAUUUAAAAUGUUGAAAAUUUUUGAGCGGUUGAAACGCUCAUAAUUUUUGCCGCGAAUUCGACAGAGCGUGAUGACGUCACACGUUGGGCGGCCCAACUGACGUUUGCUACUAAUGACACUAAUCUGUCGAACGCGUGUCGUCACGUGGCGUUUCGAGCGUUUCGCUCACUAGCUUUUCGCGGGCAAAUUUUUGUACUUUUUAUUUAUAAUUUUAAGUAAUUAAAUGGUAAUUUAAAAACGGAAAUGCAUUUGUAACAUGAUAUAACGGUAACAAACAUCCGAAUAAAACAUAUUUCGUUAUAAGAUGAUUUCACUUGUUGAUAUGGAUUGGAACAAAGAAUAACUUCAUGUGUUGCUCUGUAAACAAAGAUUUAUUAUUUUAUAAUACACGGUUUAAUUUUAACCCACACUGUAUGUACUAAUACUAACAAUACCGACCUGUAAACAAAGAAACGACAUUUAAAGUUUAUUCCUGCUUCAGUCACUCCUUUCUCAAUAACAAAUUCCAAAAUUAUAACGGCGAUAAUUUAAAGCGGCAUUGCAAUCUACGUACAUAACCUCACUUCACAAUUUUGACGUAUGACGUGUGACACAGACAAAAGUGACAGGUCAAAGCCAAGUAUGGCCACAUUAAAAAAGUAAACGAUAUCGUUUAUUUUUUUACAUAUAAACUUCAUGCAUGAGGCUAAUUGUAUCAGUAUGAUAAAGGUAAGCCAAUAUGUAAUUAUAACUUUAUCCCACAAUAUGAUACUCAUACUCACUCAUUUGCUGAUAAUAAUAUUACAUCAUCUAAUUCCUCUGAAAAUGUCAAAGCUUUUCGGCAAAACAUAUGUAUCGUUUUCAAGUAAAAGGUACCACAUUGUCGCUUGCCAUAAGGACGCUCCGACAGGUUUUCCGUAUAAAGAUACAAGUAAUUUUAUCUUAGUACGCGGCAAUGUGGUACCUUUUUUAUUGAAAACGUCACAUAUGUCCUUUGCUCCAUAAGCAUAUGGUCUAUAUGUGCCAUUUUCAACCAAAAGGGUACUUAUUGUCGGUUGUCAAUAAGGCACUAUUUCCAUAUACCUUCAAACCUUCAAGAAAAGAGCGUAUUCCCAUCUUAAAGGCCGGCAACGCACUUACAACCCCUCUGGUGUUGCGGGUGUCCAUGGGCGGCGGUAAUCGCUUACCAUCAGGUGAUCCGUCUGCUCGUUUGCCUCCUAUUUCAUAAAAAAAAAAUCAAAAUCAACCUUGUCGACAAGCGACAAUGUGGUACCUUUUGGUUGAAAACGUCACAUAUUAUUAGUGUUCAAACAUUGCCUUCAAUCUGUCUAGAAACUUAUAUCUUAGACUAGAGUAACCAUAGCAGUAAACAAUGACAAUAUACCUAGAUUCCUUGCAGUAAGGUGCAUUUUCCCUCGUCUUUACCCAUGCUUUGUCCUGAGUCAUAAGUAUAAACGUGUACAUAGUUAGACUUAAGAGGUCUCCUAGAGGCUAAGAGGAAUGAAUGAAAGCGCAGUUCCUUAUUUAAAACCCAGUGAUUUUUCCUCUUAUUUGAUGAUUAAACUAACAAUUUUAACAAUUAAAAGUUAGAAGAAAAUAAGUUUUUUUGGCGAAAUGGCUUCCGUUUUCUUUUUUCCACUGCGUCGUGUGAUUUGAAAGAUUUUACGAAAAUGAUUAUAGUUAUAAAAUUUUAAAUAUGAUAAAAUUAUUCACACAAUAUUUCUAAAAGUUGCACUAAGAUUAAAUAUAUAUUCAUAUAAAGCAAAGACGCUUUCCACAUAGACUCCUGUACAUGGACCCGCCUGUUGCUAUCUCUAUCGCACGCGCAUGAUUAUAUUGCUGUCCCGCCCAUGAUGCCGGUUGUCAAUGUCACUGUGCGAGCUUGACAGCAAUAUAUAAUUAUGCGCGUGCAAAAGAGAUAGCAACAGGCGGGUCAACGUACGCAAAUCUAUAUGGAAAGAGUCUCCACUUUAGAUUAAUUAAGUAGUAGAUUUUAAAGAUGUUUUGUGAUUUUUUAGUGUAAGUCCACCAUUUUGUAUUGUUGUGGCCACUAUGCGUUUAAAUUUAUUAAUUACUGAAAUUACAUGUACAUUAUGUGUAUUUGAGUUAGAAUUCGCUUUUUUUUUAUUACACAAUAGUGGUCAUAAGUUAAUCUUGUAAAUUCAUAAUCGAAAUUUCUGAAACGUAUUUAGCAUAGUGGAAAUGUUUUUUAACAUAUUUCUAAUAACAUCAGUUAGUACCUAUUGUCACCGCACCAAUUGAAAAAAAUGUACUUUCCCAUUAUAUAGAUUAUGGGGUGUUUUUUCUAUCCUUAGCCGAAGUCGCAAAAAUGAAAGAUGUAACAGUGCAGUAAGAUAAAUGGGCGUUUUCUAAAAUAAAUGUGCCAUUUUCAAUCAAAAGGUCUAUUCUCGCUUGUUACUAAGGCGCUAUUUCCAUAUAGCUUUAAUUAGAAAUCAACCUUAUCGACAACCGACAAUGUGGUACCUUUUGGUUGAGAACGUCACAAAUAUUGAAAACCUGAUUCUCACAGAUCCUGGUGUUUUCGGGUUAUUUCUACUCAGAAUCAGGAGGAGGAUUCGAUUUAAAAAGAAAAAACACAUACAUUUUGUAUGGGCCGUUACAAAACUGACACCCAAAGUUUUUAUGAAAUACUGGGGACACUUUUCUUCACACUUUUUUGUCUCAUUCAAUAGUGUCUCAUUCUGAGUCUAAAUAACCGAAAAGUCGAUGGUUUUUCGAAAAAAAGUAAAUGGUACCAUACAUCUUAAAACCCAGGGAUUUUUUUUUAACAGUUUCUAUAAAGCGAGGACACUAAACACGAAGUAUCUCAUACAUCGACCCGCCAUUUCCUAUCUAUCGCACGCGCAUAAUUAUAUCGCUGUCCCGCCCAUGAUGCCGGCGGUGAAUGCCACUGUGCGAGUGGGACAGCGAUAUAAUUAUGUACGUGCGAUAGAGAUAAGAAAUGGCUGGUCAAUGUCCUUCCUUUAACAUUUUACAUACACGAAAAAAAAGUUUAAAAUGGUUUUAGAACAGCUAAAAUUGUGUUAUAAUUGUAAAAGCUCGCUACGUUUACCCGAUACGUUUUACGUUAGUUCAAGAUACAGUAUUAUUAAAUAAUAGUGAAAUAUGUAGUUGGUCAAGCAAAUCCUAAUAACUGUUAUAAUAUUUUAUUAUUAUUAUUAUUUCUUUUUAGGUACUGUAUUAGCUUGACAUAUAAUUGUUAUGAAAAUUUUGUGUCCUGCACCUUUACCUUUCUGUAUGCAUGACAUUGACCUGUUAUUAUUAUUCUCUAUAUUUAUCUUUCAUCUUAGGCUAGGUUUUUAUAAUAUGGAUAUAAAAGUAAAAUACAAAAACACUUACAAAACAUUACAAAAAAAUAUAUAAACACAUUAUAAAAAACCUAACCUAGGGUACCGCCGGCAGCGGGGCAGGGCCCAAGCUGCCGGUGGUCAGGGCCGCAGAGAGAGGAACCGGCGGACUAUCCGCGCCGUGUCCAAGAUCACCGCCUUCUGCAUCUGACCCUUGAUCCAACCACCCAGCGAGAGUCUCUCUAGGUGUUGGUCGAGACUCUUCGCAAUGAGACCGUUCGCUGACACGACUAUAGGAACAAUGAUCGUCGAGUCAACAUUCCACAUGGCGGUUAUCUCGUGAGCCAAGUCUAGGUACUUGCUGGACUUGUCCUUCUCGGCCUUCACGUUAUUAUUCUCUAUUAUUAUUAUGAAUACUUAUUUUUUAGUCUGACAUUUUUAUACUUUCAUUUUAAUUUUAUAGGUUUUAAUGACAUGCACAUCGAGUCAAGAGUAUUGUACGCCAAAUUCAGGCUGAUUGUGAUGUAACCAAAUACUAACCCUACCACCAUCUAUAACCACUCACAUUCAAACAAUAAAAAUUUGUAUUGUAUUGUAAUCUUGUCAGUAGAAAAAGGCGCGAAAUUCAAAUUUUGAAAGAAAGAAAGAAAUCUUACGAAUCUCGAAUCGAACGAUAUCUUUUCGCGCCUACAUUUUUUUAAUUUGCCGCCUUUCUACUGGCACGAUUUGCUUGACCAACUAUAGUUAUCGACCGCACCCCUUGCCUCUUACACUUUAGUAUCCAUACAAAAUUGACACAAAAUAUACAGGGUGGCUAAAAAAUAAGUGCAUUCCCGUUGCCAGGGAGGUUUUAGGAUUAUACUGAGCAACUUUUACUAUGGGACCAACCACGAAAUCGCGAAAACAAAAUACCCUCCCAUAGAAAGUGGACCAGCCAAAAUGUUUGAAACAGAAUGUUUUUGCGAUUUCGGGGUUAGUCCCAUAGUAAAAGUUGCUCAGUAUAAUCUCAAAGCCUCCCUGGAAACGGGAAUGCACUUAUUUUUUAGCUACCGUGUAUAGAGAGCCUAUUUGUCCUACGUCCAACCGAUUUUUUAUUUCGGGCGUCCGCUAGCUGGCGCGGGCGCACGGAGCGGGUGAGCGGAUUAACGAAAAAUAGUAUGGGCAACGCUAACUGGCGCGGUCGCGUGCGACGGAUUUUACCAAUGGCACCCGCGUGCAGGGUUCGAAAGGAUAAUUAUCAAUGAUAGUUAUUUUUAAUAACAAAACUUCCGUGAGACACAGACCUAUUAAACAUAGUAAUAACGGGUCACUCACGUAUUUUAAGUCGAAAAACGCUCGACAUGUUUCACUCCCCGUAACCGAGGAGCGACCUCAGGAGCUUACCUAGUUUUAGGACUUAAAAUACGUGAGUGACCCGUUAUUAAUAUGUUUAAUAAUAGUUAUCUUGAUAAUUAUCGUGAUAUUUAUGCCUGAUAAUUAUCGAUUUGAUAAUAACCUAAAAUUUACGAAGAUUCUAAGACGAGAUUUAAAAAUUUACUAAAGAAGUCAAAGAAAAUAAAUAUAGCACCAUCUAUACCUGGGAUAAUUAUCAAAGACUAUAAUUAUCUGGAUAAUUUCGAACCUUGCCCGCGUGCGUACGCCCGCCCGCUCCGUGCACCCGCGCAAGGCAGCGGACGCGCUUAGUACCAAAUUGGUACAAAAGCGGAAUUCUUUGGAAAGUGACCAAUAACAAAUAAACUUUGGUUAGACCGGUAAUACUUAUUGGUUAUUUUGUCUAUUCAGGCGUCAAUAUGUAAUUAAAUAUAUGUGAAAGACAUGUUUGUUACGCCAUUUUAAAUGUCUUUUAAUGUCUGCAUAUAGAUGGCGUUAGUGUUGCUCACAAUUUAUUUUGGGUAAGACUAAAAAAGAAUCAUUUAAGUACUGAUUUACAAAAAAAUGUAAAAGAAACUACUCAAAAACAAUGAAAACGAAAUUUUGUAAGGAAAUUCCGUACAAAUGGUAUUUAUUUUCAUUGAUUUUGAUUAUAAAUUGACAUGAUUAAACAGUGAGUGACGAAUAUUUUUUGUCAAUAAUUUUGUAUUGGAACAAUAAAAUAAGUUUGCUGUUACAAGUAACUCUUUGAUUCCAGUCCACACAGAUGGAACUGCAUUUCAGCUGCAAUUUAUAAUAACAAAAAAAACUGCAAUGUGCCACCAGAGGCAGCACUAGCACAAACCGUAAACCAUAGAGUAACUUAUACAUAUACUAUGCCUUAAACAGUUUUUUGACAAGUUUUCACGAUUUUUUCUUACGAAUAAAAUAUGACAUUGAUACAUCAAAGCUAUUUGUUUACAUGUGCUAGUGGCGCCCCCUACGCAGAGUUUUGCGUAAUAUUCCCUACCUGACAGAAUCAAGAGUUUACUUCAAGCAAGUUGUGUUCAUACACUUUUGACCACAUAAGGCAACGUUUCUAAUGAGCCAAAACUCGAUAUGGAUCUGUUUUUUCCCACUUUGUAUUUUUUUGACUGCGUCAUCAGGGUACUUAAAAAGAUGACAAUCAUACAUCGAAAAACACCAAUAAAUAUUUAUCCGUAUGACAGAUGAUCGAGACGUAUGGAUAAGUCACGUGACUAUUUCCAUACAUUAUUAAGGUUAAGAUUGGCGUUCUAUCAACGAUUGUCAUUUUGGCUAGGCCCCCAGGUCAGAUCCAUCUUAGCGUAUUAUGGGUAUUAUCACGGAGGUAUGGACAUUUUCACUUAAAAGUGUAACAUUGUUUUUUUUAAUCUAUCAACUUUUGGGUUAUUCAUACCAAAGAUAGAUAUAACUCCGUAAUAGAUGGAUACAGUCUAAGAAAAAAACGUGUCUCGAAAAUCAAGAAAAUUUUAUUCUCGUUCAGAGGGCGCUACUAGCUUUGGCCUACAGUCGUAUAGAUGGCGUUGACAGUAUUGUUUGUUAUUUAACAAUUUUAACGCAUAUCAGUUAAAGAACAUGGGUCAAAAUCAUAAAAAUAAUUAAUGCAAAUAAAAAAAAUCAUUUAUCCAUAUUUAAAUAAAUUUUAUCGUAUUUUUAUGAAUCUUCAGUUUUAGUUUUAUCGAUAGAUGGCAGUGAAUUUUCUGUGGUUACAAAAUUUACUAUGACAGUACCGCUCUAGUAUAAGUUACUCUAUGUUCAUACUCAGAAUCACAAGGACUAUCGAUUUAAUAAAAAAAAGUCCCCAAAAUAUGUCAGUUGUGUAACGAAUUUUCACAUACAUUUUGUAUGGACCGUUACGAAACUGACCCUCAAAAUUUGUAUUAAAACUGGGGACACCUUUUUUCUUUGUCUCAUUCAAUAGUACUCGGGAUUCUCAGUCUAAAUAACCCAAAAGUUGGUUUUUCGAAUGAAAAGUAAUUUUUUUCUGAAAACCCCCGUAUCAUCUGAUAGACAACGGAAUGUGGUUCAAAUAGAGUAAAACCGUGUAAAACCUAUAUUUUAUAGUUCCAAUGCGUCGAUGUACAUUUUUGUAUAUUUUUAUUGUAUAGAUUAAGUUAUAUGAAUCUUACGUGAGUUACUUAUGAAAGAAAUCAUGAAUCGCAAGAAAUCAUAUUUUAAUUAUGUUCAUGUCAUGAGUUAUAAGAAUGAUUAAAUAGUACAUUUCUUGCUCUAACGGAAAUAUCAAGUAGAUUUUUUUAAUAUUCAGUAUUAUCUUUAGUACCAUACUGUUUUUUAUUUUUAAUGUACGUAAUAAAAUUGAACUUCAAUGGCAAGCUAAUGGAGUUAGAGCAAGAUUUGUGCUAUUAUGUGUGAAAUUUCAUUUGUUACAUUUUAAGAUCAAGGUUUCCAACAAAAAGCAUUUGGUGAAGUCUCUGGUCAUAUCAAAAAAUUAAUGUUUUCGUAGCACGUUUUCUGCUGUGUUACGUCUGUCCUCUCGUGCGUCGGAAGUGGAUUUGUGAAAUUUUAAUUAAUUUUUAAUUAGAGACCAAUAGGUACCAUAGAGAAGUAAGAGUACUCACUCCAUACAUGAGUUUCCUUACUUAAUAGUAAGUUGUAUAAGAGGUAUAAUAAAACGUAUUAAUAACAAAUUUUAAACUCUUUAAACGUAACACUUAUUAAGGCCAAAUCUUGUUAAAAAUAUGUUUACGCAAAGAUCCCUCCGUAGCGGUGCGCGGCAAUUACUAUGGCUAGACACCAAAAUUGGUGUCGGCCGCAUGUACUUGUAGCGACGCGACGAAUUCGCGGAGUGAGCCACGCCUGGUUAAAGUAGUAUGUGAUCUUAAAAUGAACAAUUGAAACAGUAAAUGUCAGCGUUAAAUAAUUAUAGUGAUGGAAGAUUAAAUGAUUGUCGAGGAGUGCGUUCGCGGCCCCGGCCGCUGUUUGUGAUGCAAAUGUUUAUCUUAUUUAUGUUUAGGCGGUUAAAUUAUUGUUUCACGUUUCCUAUAUUUUUGAAAAUAAUAAUUAGAUUAUAAAUAGAGA
Molecule: messenger RNA, 12091 nt
Organism: Cydia strobilella
Lineage: Eukaryota; Metazoa; Arthropoda; Insecta; Lepidoptera; Tortricidae
Product: lysine-specific demethylase RSBN1L
Exons: 13
Coding region: 203-2815 (870 amino acids)
Cellular component (GO): nucleus
Source: RefSeq, a predicted model, not a curated record